AGGAGGGGAGGCCCUCGAUUGAACAUUCCAACUGCUUCUCUCACAAGCCUCCACUCUCAAUUUUGUCGGCGCCACUUCGCGUCAAUUUUCAACUUCCCCAGUGAAAAAUAGCUGUUCAAUCCAUACAAGCAAGCAAGAGACGAAAUUCCCCUCCCACGAAUACCUCUCUCCUCUCCUCUCCUGCUCUAAGAAGGAAGCAGCUACUGCCUUCUCGUUUACUUCUUCUGAUUAUGGAGAAGGGGAUCUGGGUCUUUGCGAUUCUCGUUUUCUGCUGCUUAGUCUCGGAAAUUGACGGCGUGGGUGUGGAGCAGAAUCGGCAAGUGCUUCGAUUUCGAGGAAGUGCGAGUGAGGCGUUCGAGGACGACCCUGUUGGAAGAUUGAAGGUGUUUGUCUACGAAUUGCCUAGCAAGUACAACGUGGACAGGCUAAAGAAGGACCCUAGAUGCCUGACUCACAUGUUUGCUGCAGAGAUUUUCAUGCACCGGUUCUUGUUAUCGAGUCCUGUUCGAACACUUGUUCCCGAGGAAGCAGAUUGGUUUUAUGUCCCAGUUUACCCAACCUGUGACUUGACUAAGCAAGGCCUUCCUCUGCCCUUUCAAUCUCCAAGAAUGAUGAGGAGCGCGGUGCAGCUAGUUGCCUCGGAAUGGCCUUACUGGAACAGAACAGAAGGAGCAGAUCACUUCUUCGUUGUCCCACAUGAUUUUGGGGCAUGUUUCCAUUACCAGGGAGAAAUUGCGAUCAAGCGUGGAAUACUCCCUUUGCUGCGACGUGCUACGUUGGUUCAAACUUUUGGACAGAAGAACCAUGUCUGCUUGAAGGAAGGAUCAAUUGUCAUUCCUCCAUAUGCCUCCGCUAAGAGAAUGCACGCGCAUUUGCUUCCUCCGGACAUUCCCCGCUCCAUCUUCAUUUACUUUCGCGGCCUGCUUCACGACAGUGUGAAUGAUCCCGAGGGGUGUUACUAUGCGAGGGGCGUUCGAACAUCGUUAUGGUUGAACUUCAAGAACAACCCCAUCUUUGACAUCUCGACCGAGCAUCCAUCGACUUACUACGAAGACAUGCAACGCGCAGUCUUUUGCCUGUGCCCCUUGGGUUGGGCACCCUGGAGUCCGAGAUUGGUGGAGGCAGUGGUGUUUGGCUGCAUUCCCGUGAUCAUAGCCGACGACAUCGUGCUGCCUUUCGCUGACACAAUUCCGUGGACGGAUAUUGCAGUAUUUGUAGCCGAGAAGGAUAUCGUAAAGUUGGAUACGAUACUGACUUCAAUGCCAUCAGAGGAUAUACUGAGGAAACAGAGAUUGAUCGCGAAUCCUUUGAUUAAGCUGUCUCUGUCUUUCUCACAGCCUUCGCUACCAGGAGAUGCUUUCCAUCAGGUGCUGAAUGGUCUUGCCCGGAAACUUCCGCAUGGAAGCAGUGUUUACUUAGAGCCUGGGGAAAAGGUUUUGGACUGGAGUGCAGGUCCAGUGGAGGACACUUAUCCUUGGAGCCAGUAGCAUUAGCUUACAUGACCAUCUGUGCCUUGUAGUGGCAGCACAAUAGAGAUAUAUAUAUAUACACAUGAUUUCAUUUUUACACAUGGCUGUAGACUAGAGACCUUUUAAUGGACAUUGUAGUAAAAGCAGAGGCAUGAGUGAUGUUGAAACCA
Messenger RNA from Zingiber officinale, 1639 nucleotides. Its product is annotated as probable beta-1,4-xylosyltransferase IRX10. The record is from RefSeq and is a predicted model, not a curated record. Gene Ontology annotation, biological process: plant-type secondary cell wall biogenesis; glucuronoxylan biosynthetic process. The transcript is spliced from 4 exons. Lineage: Eukaryota; Viridiplantae; Streptophyta; Magnoliopsida; Zingiberales; Zingiberaceae. Bases 231 to 1487 code for a protein of 418 amino acids. Gene Ontology annotation, molecular function: glycosyltransferase activity.